AUGCCGACAGAACCGCCCGCCACGACCGCGCAGCUCGCGCCCGUCUUCGCCCUGGUUGGCCUCAUCAGUCUCGCAGCGGUGUUGCUGCGCCGCAAGUCGAUACGUCAACAUGGCAUCUUCAUUGAUGCAGUCUCAUCGCCCGUCUCGGCACCACCGUCGCCGCCGGAGCCAGACGAGGCCGGCGGCCCAUCGGCGGUUGACGGGCCCAUGUCGGUCACCACUGUUAGCUCCAUGACCCGCAGCGACUCGAUGAAGUCUCGGAUCAAAGCCUACGACAGGAACGGCGACGGCCAGUUCGAUUCCGGAGAGGUGGUGGAUAUGGUGGUGGACAUCGACAGGUCGGAGAAGGAGAAGCGCGACCUCAAGGAGCAGCGCGAUCGGCUCCGGAGGUGGCUGCUAUGUGCGGCGGGCGUCAUCGUGCUGCUAACCCUCUCCAUGUUUGCGGUCAGCUGGGCCGCGUCCGAGCUCGUAAAGGAAACACACGCUGACAAGGCGGUGCUCACCGACCGUGACGGCUCCGUGCUGAACGCAUGGGACACCGGCGCCGGUGGGUGCUGCUGGUAUCGCUCGAACAAGGACAAGUGCCGCUGGUAUGAUGCCAGCGACGGGAACAUCCAGUAUGCAUAUCGAAACGACGGUGACUCCAAGACGAUUAUGCUGGAAGGAACCAGCACGGCGACUGGCAGCUUCUCUUGGGGCCCAGAGGUUGAGUUUGAUGCCGAUGCGAACAUGGCCCAAGGCCUUGCCCGCUGGCACAGCGCCGUCUCCGAAGUGAAUGGGUGGCUCGUGCUGCCGAUGGGGUUUGGAGGUGAGCGCCACGUGACCACUGCCGCGUGGCACGGCGACAAAGUCCUCGGUGCGGCGGUCGCGCGAGAGCUGCAGGCGCAGUGCGUUGGUGGGCAGGACGAGCUCACGCGGCGCUUCUGCGCCGCCGUGAGCAACGAGCACAUGGCGGCGCACCUAGACCAGCUGCUGCCACUGACGCUGCUCACGCUGCUGCCGCCAGCCGAGGAGCGAGCGGCGCAGGUGCACGACUGCGGUACGCUGCUCGAGGCUUGCGUGGAGCGGGUGCACCACUCGGGCGGCGCCGAUGCCAUCGAGGAGCUCGCUCGCUACCUCCUCGCCACCGCCACCGACACCGACGCCGACGCCAGCGAGGGCGAAGGCGGCGAGGCACGCGCGAGGAGGGAGGCGAACCCAAAGGGGAGGCUGCUCGAGCUCGGCGGCAGCGUGGGCCCGGCCGAGCAGGUCGGGGGCGCGUCCCACUCGCCGCUCUUCCGGGCGGCGGCCAGCCUGGGCGAGAGGCGCCUCACUGCGGAGGGAGGCAGCAAGAAGGCGGCCGAGAAGGCGGCGGCGGCAGCGCUCCUCGCCUCGGCAGGCGUACACGCGGCCGUCUUGCCCACACAGCGGCUGGACCUCGCUCGCACAGCGUCCGAGGCCGUCGGCAGCAGAGCGUCGGAGGCUGCGUCGGCUGGCCGGCCGCUGCGUUGGUCGGCGGUCGCCUUCCGUGAGGCGGACCUGGCGGCGGAGCUGAAGGACGGCGAGGACGGCGAGGCGUGGUUCCGGAGGAGGCCGACCCUACACCGGAGCGUGUGCGCGCCUCUCCUCUUCCCAGACGCGGUGCGAGCGGUGGACGCGUGGCAGGCGCGGCUAGACGACGGCGCGCUAGCGAUGGUUCGUGUGCAGGCGGCGCGCGGCGGCGAGGGCGCCACGCGCGUGUUUGUGACGCCGGCACCCACAUCGACCGGCAGCGCGGCGAGGCGGGCGGCAGGCGUGCUCGCGCACGCGCACAUCACCGCCCUCCUCGACCUCCAGCUGAGUGGCAGUGCCGGAGACGAAGGCGAACCACACCACACGAAAGCAGCCCCCCGCGCACACUCGCGUGAGGAGGAUCACAAUGGCGGCAGCGGUGGGUAG
This is a messenger RNA of Emiliania huxleyi CCMP1516, 1917 nucleotides long. RefSeq lists its product as hypothetical. Lineage: Eukaryota; Haptophyta; Isochrysidales; Noelaerhabdaceae. The coding region runs from base 1 to 1917 and encodes 638 amino acids. The record is from RefSeq and is a predicted model, not a curated record. The transcript has 3 exons. Gene Ontology annotation, molecular function: calcium ion binding.